GCUCUUUCCACCACCUCAUCCUAUUCUUCCCUCCCACUUUAAAGCCUGGUGGACUCUUUGUUCUUCUCCAUCCCACCUAAAGCCUUGUGGACUUCUCCCUUUUCCGAGGAGAAAACAGGGCUGUUGUAUCAAGACAUGGAUCCUCAACUCUACAAGGCUGCGAAACUUGGCCAGAUCACACUUCUCAGACAAGUAGUGAACGAAGAUCUUAGCCGAUUGCUGACAGUAACACCACAAGAGAACACGGCCAUUCACGUCUCUGUGAGUUUUGGUCACAUAGACUUCGUGAAGGAAGUAUACGCUGCGCUUCUCCAACACAAUUCAAGUUUAGAAGGUGACAUGGACUACAGAAGAAGCUUAUCGCUUCUUACACAGGUGAACUCAAGAGGUGACACUGCCCUUCACGUAGCGGCAAGAGCAGGCCAUGCUUCCAUAGCUAAAUUUCUCAUUGAAAAGAUUCUGCCUUGGCGUUCAGACCAGGACAUCGAAGGUGGAAAUAGUUCAGAUCCUGGAAACAGAGCAAGAGAAGUAGCUCGUGAGAAAAUAAGGAUGAGAAACAAGAGCAACAAUACGGCCGUGCAUGAAGCUAUUCGAAGAAAUGACCAUAAGAUGGUGAAGUCGUUGAUUAAGGCAGACCCUGAUUUAUGGUAUCCCAUCUUUGAUGAUGCUGAUGAGGAAGGUGGGGAGUCUCCACUCUACUUGGCUGCUAGAGAGGGAUGCGUGGAUAUUAUCAAUCAAAUCUUUCUCAUUUGUCCAUCUCCAGCUCAUGGUGGACCAUAUGGCCGGACGGCUUUACAUGUCGCCGUCAUUGAGGGGCAUCUUGGUGUGGUGAAAAUACUCUUAGAGAAGAAAAGAGAACUUGUGAAUAAGGUAGAUGAAAAUGGAAGGACCGCUCUUCACUAUGCAACGGCAUUCAAGAAACGCCACAUGAUAGUACAACAAUUGCUAAGGCAUGAUACUUCAAUUGGGUAUCAAUUGGAUAACGAUGGUCUCUCAGCAUUUCACAUCGCUGCCCUUGAAUCAAGCAUUAAGGUAUUUAAAGAGCUCAUCCAAUGGUGCCCAGAUUCUGGGGAGUUGCUGGACAAAAAUCAUCGCAAUGUUCUUCACUUUGUUGUGAUGAGUAAAGACUACAAGAAAAUCAAGUUCUUCUUAAAUCAAGUAGAGCUUGAGGAACUUGUAAACCAGGCAGAUGAUGAUGGAAACACCCCAUUCCACUUCGCUGCGAGACAAGGCUCUCUCAAGCUUAUGGGGCUUUUUCUUUCAAAUAGAAGAGUAGACGUAAAGGCCACGAACAACAAAGGCCAGACAGCCGCUGCUAUUUUUCUCUCAAUCCCUAUCAAAGCCACAAUAGUUUCGAGGAAAACUUACGACGUGUCAAAGGUGAACAAAGAAUGAGAAUGAUUGGGAUGGGACCAUUAUGGUCUGAGGUCAACUACUACUACUCUUUUGUCUUCUGUCUUGACUAAAUCAGGUAUUCAGAGGUGCGGUGUUUGAUUCACAUUUGGAUUUCACUUAAUCUCUCUCAUCUUUUAAUUGGUUUUUAUUUUCAGUGGAGUUCAAGUGUAGAUCAAAUACCGUACAAAAACGAAGACUUGAUCCACACUCUCUUCUGUCUUUUAUGUCUUUGGCUAUUUCUUUUCGUCUCCUCCCAAUGCAUUACCUAGAUGCAUCAAACUCCAGCGAUUCCUCGUGUCCGCCCUUGCAAUUCUCUCACAAUUUCUCUUCCUCGAUGACCCAUUGAAGGAGAUUCAAUCUUGUUAGACUGUUCAAAUGGGAUUCAAAGAAACCUUGUUGCUUGUCACAACCGAAAGAUGAAAUUUUUUAUGC
Macadamia integrifolia is the source of this 1827-nucleotide messenger RNA. Its product is annotated as ankyrin repeat-containing protein At5g02620-like. Gene Ontology annotation, cellular component: plasma membrane. NCBI's taxonomy places the organism in Eukaryota, Viridiplantae, Streptophyta, Magnoliopsida, Proteales, Proteaceae. The transcript has 3 exons. The record is from RefSeq and is a predicted model, not a curated record. The coding region runs from base 136 to 1395 and encodes 419 amino acids. Gene Ontology annotation, molecular function: protein phosphatase regulator activity; protein phosphatase 1 binding.